AUGACGCCGACUGCAACCGUCUUUAGCGUGGCGACCGCCGUUCUUGGUCCGUUGACGACGACAUUCACACCACCACCAGCAUGCACGGUAGCAGUAGCUGCGGUUACGGGAAAGUUCCUUGGAUUGGGGGGAAAGGUUGCCCCCUCGGGCUGGCUCGGUCAGACAUGCUCCAAAGGCGGUCCGGUUGACGACACGUCCUGCUGGCCACCAGUUUCCAGUGGAGCGGAAGCCAGGACAAAAGCGCUGGACGGAUGGGGAUACUACUCGCCGGGUCUGCACUGUCCAGCCGGUUAUGCGACGGCAUGCUCGGCGACAGGCGGCGCUGGUGCAAAGUCGGACUUCGCUUUUCAGUUCGCGCCCGGCGCCAAAGAGACGGCAGUCGGAUGCUGUCCAAGGGCAGCCACAUCCACAGAGGUCGAGUACGUGACGUGCGACGGAUCGGACCCGGCUGAUCUGGCCACCAUGACGAUAUCCGACGACAAGGACUUCAUGUUCUAUGCUCCGUUGAUCCAGAUCAACUGGCAAAGCUCCGACCGACCGACCGAGACGGUGUUUUCCGGGACCGUCUCUCUCUCUGUUGAUGUUGACACCAUGUCGACACUGGCCACAGCAGGGGACGCGCCAGCAGGCGUGACUUCCAGGGUGGGAUUCCCAUCACAGAGCGUUGUGCUCGUGGGUUCCCAAGGUUCGAACAAGCCGACGGGAGCUUCUGAGGGCAACAAAGAAGAAGACGGUGUGAAACCCGUCAGCCUCUCGACUGGAUUCAAGGUCGGCAUGGCGGUAGCGGGCGGGGUGCUGGCCGUGGCCAUUGUUGCCAUCAUCUUCAUCUGCGCUUGGAGGCGACGGAAGCAACAGAUGGAGGAGGAAGAGUUUGAUCGCAUGUACGGCAUGAAGGAUGUGGGACCCAGCACGGCGGACUUCAGGAACGAGGAGAUUCCGGGCUGGCACCGGGGACCGACGAGACGACAGCCGCCGGCGCCGGUUGAUCCAUUCCGCAGUGAUGGGGAGUCGGAGCUGAUGGCACCACCUGCGCCGUAUCAUCCCCCAUCGGCAUAUCGGUAG
Neurospora crassa OR74A is the source of this 1062-nucleotide messenger RNA. RefSeq lists its product as hypothetical. Bases 1 to 1062 code for a protein of 353 amino acids. The transcript is spliced from 2 exons. The record is from RefSeq and is a predicted model, not a curated record. Lineage: Eukaryota; Fungi; Ascomycota; Sordariomycetes; Sordariales; Sordariaceae.